This is a messenger RNA of Gasterosteus aculeatus aculeatus (three-spined stickleback), 878 nucleotides long. NCBI's taxonomy places the organism in Eukaryota, Metazoa, Chordata, Actinopteri, Perciformes, Gasterosteidae. The record is from RefSeq and is a predicted model, not a curated record.
UCAGGGGUCCCAGGGACUCCUCAGAGGGGGUCCCGGCUACUGACGGGGAGGCAAAGGAGGACUGUAUGCAGCUAAACCCGUCGCUUGGGGGCAUUGCCAUCAGCUCCCUGCUGGCCAUCGACAUUAGCCUGUCUAAGCGUCUGGGGGUCUGCGUGGGGACUCUGGGGUCCGGGGCUCCGAUGAGGUCCAUGGUGGUCCUGCUGUCCCUCAGUGGACACGCCCUCACCUGGUUCUGUGGGGUGCUGGUCUGCCUGUGGAGGAGCGACACGCUGGCAGAACAAGAGGUCCUGGUGAACCUGCUGCUGGCUCUGACUCUUGACCUGAUGACCAUUGCCGGCGUGCAGAAGUUGGUGAAGCGCCGAGGACCCUGGGACUUCCCGCCUGGGUUCCUGGACCACGUUGCCAUGGAUACGUAUUCUUUCCCAGCAGGCCACGCCAGCCGGGCCGUCAUGGUGUCCAACUUCCUGUUGACUCACCUGGUGCUGGCGGUACCCCUCAGGAUCCUGCUCUACCUGUGGGCCGUCCUGGCGGGCAUGUCGCGGGUGCUGUUGGGUAAACACCACCUGUCGGACGUCAGCUGUGGCUUCGCUCUGGGCCUCCUGCACUUCAGCCUGGUGGAGUCCGUGUGGCUGGACUCUGACACCUGCCAGACCCUCAUCUCCAUCGGCACGCUGCGCUGGACUCCGCUCAUCUGAACUGGUCUGGACCGGCUUGGCAGGAUUGCACACAUUUUUUUUAAUCUGGCCCGUGUAGAUUAUUAGAAAUAAACUGACGACUCGGUUCAUAAAUUAACAAUUAAUAAAAUGCAUUUAGUGUACACCAGAAUAUGAUACACCAUGAUUCUGAACUAUCAAUAAAGUAACAAGAUUAUUAUAAAA